AUGGGUAAGCGCGCUGCCGCAGCCAAUGGGAAGGCAGCGCGGGCUCGGUGCCCUGAGCCAUCGCCGGGGCUGAGCGUUGUGGUCAUGCCUGGCUCUCCCGCGCCGGACGUGGCCUUUGGCCCGGGGUCCGGGACCCGCCGGAGGCCCUGGGCAGAGCUGCUGGCAGGAAGGGCCAAGAGGCAAAAAUAUAAUCCUGAAAGGGGACAGAAGUUAAAGGCUUCAGCUGUGCACCUCCUGAGAAGUCACCAAGACUUGAAUAAUCUUUUGCUUGAGAGUGCUGGGAUUACAGGCUCUGUUCUGCAGGAUCAAGCCUCAAGGCUGGGGUUUCCAGUGGGAGUCCUGGCAGCUAGGGUGGCUGCCUCCAGCUUGGAGCAGGUCUGUGCAGCUGCGGCUGAGCCCAGGCCCUCUGUACUGCUAACCUCGGAGCAGCAGAAGAAACUGUCUUCCUUGUUAGAGGUUGCUAAGCAUUUAUUGGCACACAGUAUGUUUUCCCGUGCUGUCUUCUGUCAAGAAUUAUGGAAAGUGCAGGAUUCUUUGUUGCUUGAAGCUGUGUGGUGUCUACAUGUACAAAAUGUCGUGAGCCUGCAAGAGCUGGUGGAAAGCCACCCCAAUGUGCAGGCUCUGGGAGCCUGGCUCUUCAGGAACCUGCGUCUUCUGUGUGAGCAGAUGGAGGCCUGUGAGCACAGCGACAUCUCCAGGGCCGUGCUUUCUGAUCUUGUGAAAAUGUUUGUUCUGAGGGGAUUUCAGGAAGAUUCAGAUCUAAGAAGAACUGUGCAGCCAGAAAAGAUGCCCCAGGUCGCCCUGGAUGUGCUGCAGAGAAUGCUGAUUUUUGUCCUCAAUGCUCUGGCUGCUGGAGUCCAGGACGGGUCUUUGGAGCACACGGCGGUACGGUGCUGGGUCAGCGUGUUUGAUGGACAUACGUUUUGCGGCGUAAUGUCUACAGAUUGUCUGAAGAGGUUUUUCAGUCACACUUUGACUCAGAUACUCACUUACAACCCUGUGCUGAAAGUGUCUGACGCCGUUCAGAUGCAGAGAGAGUGGAGCUUCGCACGGACCCACCCUCUGCUGAGCACUCUGUACCGCAGGCUCUUUGUGGUGCUAAGUCCUGAGGAGUUGGUUGGCCAUUUGCAAGAAGUCUUAGAAACCCAAGAGGUCAACUGGCAGCGUGUGCUGCACUGCGUGUCUGCCCUGGUCAUCUGCUUCCCAGAAGCACAGCAACUGGUCAGCGGUUGGGUGUCCUAUCUGAUGGCUCGUGCAUUUGAGAGCUUCCACCUGGACAGCCUGGUCACUGCCUUCUUGGUUGUGCGCCAGGCUGCGCUGGAGGGCCCCUCUGCAUUCAUGUCCUAUGCAGACUGGUUCAAGGCCUCCUUUGGGACCACACGAGGCCACCACAUCUGCAGCAAGAAGGCGCUGGUCUUCCUCUUCACAUUCCUGUCAGAUCUUGUGCCCUUCGAGGGUCCCCGGUACAUGCAGGUACACAUUCUCCACCCCCCAUUGGUUCCAGACAAGUAUCGCUCUCUCCUUACUGACUAUGUCUCACUGGCCAAGACACGCCUGGCUGAUCUCAAGGUUUCUGUAGAAAACAUGGGACUCUAUGAGGACUUGUCAUCAGCUGGGGAUGUCCCAGAGCCCCACAGCCAGGCAUCCCAAGAUGUUGAAAAGGCCAUUGUGGUGUUCGAGCAUACAGGCAGAAUCCCAGUCACCGUCAUGGAGGCCAGUAUAUUCCGGAGGCCGUACUACCUGGCGCACUUUCUCCCUUCCCUGCUCACGCCUCGAGUGCUCCCAAAAGUCCCUGACUCCCGGGCAGCUUUUAUAGAGUCCCUGAAGAGAGCAGAUAAAAUCCCUCCAUCUCUGUACUCUGUCUACUGCCGGGCCUGCUCUGCUGCUGAAGAGAAGACUCCAGAAAAUGUAUCCCCAGGAAUGAGGGCAGAGCCCACCUGUGCUGAGGAGGCCCUGGGACAGCUCACAGCUGCGCUGGGAGAGCUCAGAACCUCCAUGACAGACCCCACCCGAUAUGAUGUUGUACAUGCCCAGGUGGCAGUGAUCUCUGAGAGUGUUCAUGCCGCCCUGCGGCACAGAGAGGACGGCAGCAGUUCUGAGGUGUCAAGGGUCCGGCUCAGCAUCACAGCUCCAAAACUUGAGCAGGCAGAACAGCAGGUUGUGGACCUUCUGCUGACGUCCUUCUGUCAGAACCUGAUGACAGCCUCCAGCUUUGUGCCCCCAGAGAGGCAGGGCCCCUGGGCCACCCUGUUUGUGAGGACCAUGUGUGGAUGCUCGCUGUUGCCAGCAGUGCUUGGCCGUCUCUGCCAGCUGCUCCGCCUCCAGGGCCCCAGCCUUAGUGCCUCACAUGUGCUGGGCUUAGCUGCCCUGGCUGUCCACCUGGGUGAGUCCAGGUCUGUGCUCCCAGAGGUGGAUGUGGGUCCUCCAGCCGGGGCCCUUCCCAUCCCCGACUUUGUCAACAGCCUCCUGACCUGCUGCACUCGGGAGUCCUCACUCCUCUGCCUGAAGUUUUGUACAGCAGCAAUUUCUUAUUUUCUGUGCAAGUUUUCCUCCCAGUCACAUGACAUGUUGUAUAGCUGUUUAUCUCCAGGUAUUAUAAAAAAGUUUCAGUUCCUCAUGUUCAGACUGUUCUCAGAGACCCGAGAGCCUCCCUCCUGUGAAGACACAGCUGGUGUCCCCUGGAGACCCCUGCACCCUCCUCCCGCAGAUUGGCAGAGAGCCGCCCUCUCACUGUGGGGACAAAGCACCUUUCAGGACUUGCUGAAGGAGAAGGCCUUGCACUUAACUUACAGAGACUGGUUACAGCUGGAACUGGAAGUUCAGCCUGAACUUGACACUCUCUCCGACACAGAAAGACUCGACUUCCAUCAGUGGGCGAUCCAUGGGCACUUCCUUCCUGCGCCCUCUGCCUCAGGUGGCUGUGGUGGAAACCUGGAGGUGGCAUGCACCAUUCUCGUCAACGUGCUGUUAGACUUCUGCCAAAGUUCGAGGAGUUAUGACCAUUCAGAGAAUUCUCAUUUGGUCCUCGGUGGCCGUAUAGGGAAUCGGGAUAUUCUUUCCAGGUUGCAGGACAUGGCUAUGGAGCUGGAGAUGCAGUGGGGAGGCCACUCCCCCCCGCAGGGGCACUUCCUCUUUGCGGUUUUCCGCAGCCGACUCCAGGCUCUCCCCAGCAGCUGGGAUGUGGCGGACCAGCUUCAGAGACAGCAAGAGGUUCUCAUGUGCAAACGGCUCCUCCUCUGCCUGCCCCCGUCCAUUCUCAUUGGCAGCAUCCAGGCCAAGCCAUCUACCGUGCCCACCUGUGAGGACUUCUUCCAUCUGGUCAACUCUGAGCUGAGAAAUUUCUGCUCCCGCGGAGAUGCCCUGACUCACGACAUCACCGCCCACUUCUUCAGGGGCCUCCUGGACACCUGUCUGCGGACCACAGAACCCCCCCGGGUGGCUGACCUCAUGCUGGCUGAAUGCAAGACCAGAUGCCCCUUACUACUGACGUCUGCUCUGCUGUGGUGGCCAAGGCUGGAGCCCAUGCUGCUGUGUGUGUGGAGGCGACGCUGCCAGACCCCACUUCCUUGGGAGCUACAGAGGCUGCAAGACAGCCAGCGGUUUGCCAGGAGCUUCCUCUCCCCUGAUGCAGCCUGCCCCUCACCUGAGCCAGCCUGGAUUUCGGCUGCCGCUUUGCACUUUGCGAUUCAGGGACUGAGGAGGGAGGACGUCAGGAGGCAGCUGCAGAGGCUGGACUCUGUGAGCGAGGAGCUGUUGGUUUUCCUUUUUUUCUUUUCCUUGAUGGGUCUGUUGUCAUCACACUUGUCACCAAACGCCUCUUGUCUUGGGCCCCAAGAUGCUGGUGACUCUCUGAAGGCUUUGGGUGUUUGUGCUGAGGUCCUGGAAUGUUUGGAGAAGAGGAAGAUCUCCUGGGUGGCACUCUUUCAGCUGACAGAGACUGAUGCUGGGCUGGGGCAUCUCCUGCUCCGUGUAGUCCCGGGUCAGCAUGCUAGGCUGCUUCCUGUCGCCUUCUACAGUCUCCUCUCCUAUUUCCAAGACGGUGCUGCGAUCAGGGAGGAGGUCUUCCUGCACGUUGCUGUCGACAUGUACCUGAAGCUGCUCCAGCUCUUCAUGGCUGGAGACACGAGUGCAGUCUCAACACUGGUCAGCAGAAGCCCAGAGCUGCAGGGCCAGGGCAACCCUGUAGAACUGAUAACAAAAGCUCGUCUUUUUCUGCUGCAUUUAAUACCUCAGUGUCCAAAUAAGAGCUUCUCAAACAUGACAGAGUUGCUGGCUGACCAUAAGGACUGCGACCCUGAAGUGCGUACCGCCCUCCUGAGCAGGCAGCGGGCUGUGCCUGAUGGCAACUUGGACCAGGAGCCCCACCUCUUCUGCCUGGACGCGUCACCAUGCACCAGUCUGGCUCCUUUGUAAAUAAUUUAUU
Molecule: messenger RNA, 4423 nt
Organism: Otolemur garnettii (small-eared galago)
Lineage: Eukaryota; Metazoa; Chordata; Mammalia; Primates; Galagidae
Gene: FANCA
Product: Fanconi anemia complementation group A
Exons: 43
Coding region: 1-4413 (1470 amino acids)
Biological process (GO): regulation of regulatory T cell differentiation; interstrand cross-link repair
Cellular component (GO): Fanconi anaemia nuclear complex
Source: RefSeq, a predicted model, not a curated record